Molecule: messenger RNA, 8309 nt
Organism: Lepisosteus oculatus (spotted gar)
Lineage: Eukaryota; Metazoa; Chordata; Actinopteri; Semionotiformes; Lepisosteidae
Gene: frmd4a
Product: FERM domain containing 4A
Biological process (GO): establishment of epithelial cell polarity
Cellular component (GO): bicellular tight junction; cytoskeleton; adherens junction
Source: RefSeq, a predicted model, not a curated record
GAGGGAGGAUCUGCUCGGUAUAAAUGUUUAGUGUCCUUUAGGCAGCCACGGUAUUAUAGUGAUGAUUUUAAUAGUCUUAUUUUCCUCUGUUGACUAGAAAGAGAUUUAAGAGGAUUUCUCCUAAUACCCUGUCAUGUCCAUGCACUUUAAAACCUGCAGACAGCAGUGUCAAAAGACAGCUAUUCCCAUCGCUAACCUAUUUCUUUUGCACAUUUUUCUGUGUGUCAAUGAAAAGGAGACGAUUUUAUAUUUGGUCAGUCUUCCUUUUUUUGUCAUUUGGAUUUAACAAAUCAUCUGGGCUUAAUGGAUUUACAACUGGAGGACCAUAAAUAACUGCAGCAAGGGUGACUAAUGACAGACUUUGAAUGCUGGUAAAAAAAAAUGCUGGUGCGAAGCAAAUAAUUUAGGUUAGGGGGGACAGUGAGUCAUGCACAGUUCAAGGAGAAAAUAAAGAGAUCAGGUUGCGAUUGAAUAAAAGUCCUUCUUUUGUUCGGGGAAACAAUUGAACCUUGCCAACACCUUCAAGAGGACCCUUGUGACCUGAUCACAAGGGUUUGGACUAGAAAGCCCUUUCUCCUUGGUUUUGAAUGAACUGCGCGGAAAGGCUGGGGAGCGCUUGUCACUGAACAGAGAACAAACGUAGCUGGGGGCAGAAUGUGCAGAGAGACGCACAGAAGACUGUUCCACCAGAAGUGGUGUGGUGUAGCUGAACGGGGGAUUUAAGUUAGGCAGAUUCUCUAUGUGCACGGCACAUGUAAAUGAAGGAGAUCACGCAGAGGGGGUUUUGUUGUGGCAUGGUUCUAUUUGUGUGAGGAUGCUUAUGUAUCGCAGAGGCACAUAAAGGAUACUAAGGUCUGGAAUGAAAAAGAAGCCAAAAUGGAAGGACUUCUUUCGCCAAUGAGAACGAAGAUGACGGAGGGGCGGCGAUGUCAGGUACAUCUCCUCGACGACAGGAAGCUAGAACUCCUCGUGCAGCCCAAACUGCUGGCGAAAGAUCUGUUGGACCUGGUGGCUUCCCACUUUAAUCUGAAAGAGAAGGAAUAUUUUGGAAUAUCGUACACGGAUGAGACGGGGCAUUUCAGUUGGCUGCAGCUUGACCGUCGAGUGUUGGAACAUGAGUUCCCCAAGAAGUCUGGGCCAGUUGUGUUGUACUUCUGCGUCAGGUUUUACAUUGAAAGUAUAUCCUACUUGAAGGACAAUGCCACAAUUGAACUGUUUUUCCUAAAUGCAAAAUCAUGUAUCUACAAGGAACUCAUAGAGGUUGACAGUGAAGUGGUCUUUGAAUUGGCUUCCUACAUUUUGCAGGAGGCAAAAGGGGACUUCACAAGCAAUGAAGUCACAAGAGCUGACUUGAAGAAGCUGCCAGCACUCCCAACGCAAGCACUGAAGGAACACCCUUCCCUUGCUUACUGUGAGGACAGAGUCGUAGAGCACUACAAGAAGCUGAGUGGUCAGUCCCGAGGCCAAGCAAUUGUCAAUUAUAUGAGUAUUGUGGAAUCACUUCCCACAUAUGGAGUUCAUUAUUAUGCUGUAAAGGACAAGCAGGGUAUUCCUUGGUGGUUAGGACUGAGCUACAAAGGAAUUUUUCAGUAUGACCAUCACGACAAAGUUAAGCCAAGAAAGGUGUUUCAAUGGAGGCAGCUGGAAAACCUUUACUUCAGAGAGAAAAAGUUUUCUGUGGAAGUUCAUGACCCUCGCAGGGCUUCAGUGACUAGAAGGACCUUUGGGCACAGUGGCAUUGCAGUGCACACAUGGUAUGCCUGUCCUGCACUGAUAAAGUCCAUCUGGGCUAUGGCUAUUAGCCAGCACCAAUUCUAUCUGGACAGAAAACAAAGCAAGUCAAAAAUACAUGCAGCGAGAAGCUUGAGUGAAAUUGCCAUUGACUUGACAGAAACUGGAACUCUGAAAACCUCUAAACUUGCCAACAUGGGGAGCAAGGGCAAAAUAAUCAGUGGCAGCAGUGGAAGUCUCCUGUCCUCAGGUUCCCAGGAGUCUGAUAGCUCCCAGUCUGCCAAGAAAGACAUGCUGGCUGCACUAAAAUCCAGGCAGGAAGCUCUGGAAGAGACACUACGCCAGCGUCUGGAGGAACUCAGGAGACUCUGCAUACGAGAGGCGGAGCUGACGGGGAAGUUGCCUAAGGAAUACCCCUUGGAUCCAGGAGAACAACCGCCUACUGUCCGCCGGAGGAUUGGCACUGCCUUUAAACUGGAUGAGCAGAAAAUCCUGCCGAAGGGAGAGGAGGCAGAACUGGAGCGCCUGGAACGGGAGUUUGCCAUCCAGUCGCAGAUCACAGAGGCGGCACGACGACUUGCCAGUGAUCCCCAUGUCAGCAAGAAGCUGAAGAAACAGAGAAAAACCUCCUACCUGAACGCACUGAAGAAACUGCAGGACAUCGAGAAUGCCAUCAACGAGUACCGCAUCAAAUCUGGGAAGAAACCCACACAGAGGGCUUCACUUAUCAUCGAAGAAGCAAAUAUUGGCUCUGAAGACAGCUCUUUGUCAGAUGCCCUUGUUCUGGAAGAUGAUGAUUCUCAGGUGACCAGCACCUUUUCCCCCACUGCCUCCCCCCACAAAGGCUUGCCUCCGCGGCCCCCGUCCCACAGCAGACCUCCUCCACCCCAGUCCCUGGAGGGGCUCCGGCACUUACACUACCAGCGCACCGACUAUGACAAGUCUCCCAUCAAGCCCAAAAUGUGGAGCGAGUCCUCCUUAGAUGAGCCAUAUGAAAAAGUGAAGAAGCGCUCUUCCCACAGUCAUUCCAGCAGCCACAAGCGAUUUCCUAGUUCAGGGAGCUGUGCUGAGGCUGGAGGGACCAACUCGCUACAGAACAGCCCCAUCAGGAGUCUCCCUCACUGGAACUCUCAGUCCAGCAUGCCGUCCACUCCAGAUCUACGGGUACGCAGUCCUCAUUACGUCCACUCUACCCGCUCAGUCGACAUCAGCCCCACUCGACUGCACAGUUUAGCACAGCACUUUAGACACCGGAGCUCCAGCCUGGAGUCGCAGGGCAAGCUGCUGGGCUCAGAGAACGAGACGGGCAGUCCAGACUUCUACACCCCGCGGACACGCAGCAGUAAUGGCUCCGACCCCCUGGACGACUGCUCCUCCUGUACCAGCCACUCGAGCUCGGAGCACUACUACCCCGCCCAGGGUAACCCCAACUACUCCACGUUAGCAGAGGACUCCCCGUCCAAAGCCCGGCAGCGCCAGAGGCAGCGGCACAAGUCAGCCAGCAACCUGGGUUCCUCUAACUCGGGGAGCAUGCCCAACCUGGCAGCCAAGAACGGCGGCGCCCACCAUGGGGUGUACCUCCACAGCCAGAGCCAGCCCUCGUCACAGUACCGCAUCAAGGAGUACCCCCUCUACAUCGAGGGCAGCCCCACCCCCGUGGUUGUGCGCAGCCUAGAGAAUGACCAGGAGGGACACUACAGCGUCAAGGCCCAGUUCAAGACCUCCAACUCCUACACGGCUGGGGGGAUGUACAAGGAGAGUUGGCACGGGGAGGAGGGGGAAGGGAGCGGCCGUCUGACCCCGUCCCGGUCACAGAUUGUAAGGACUCCCUCUUUGGGGCGGGAAGGCGGGAACAGGACUGCUGUGUCGGAGGAGCUGCGGUGCUGGUACCAGCGCUCCUCGGCUUCCCUCAAAGAGCACAACAGACUCUCACACACCAGCUCCAACUCCUCCGACAGCGGCUCGCAGUACAGCACACUGCAGGGCUCCUUUGUGGCUCACAACCGGGGAAACAGGAUGACACAGAUCUCCAAAGGUUCGUCAGCCGCCUCUCCUCGCAGCCAGAGGAGCGUGACGCCGUGUAGCGAGCCUGCAGCCACCCCGCCCAGCAGUCCUCAGCACAUCCUUAGCUGGCAGAGUGGCUCUUACAAUGACAGCUGUUACCUGGACAGCUCCCUAUACUCUGAAUUAGCAGAUGUCCAAUGGUAUGGGCGGGAAAAGGCCAAGCCGGGGACUCUGGUUUGAUUUCCUCUUGUUCACAGAAUUGCCCCCAACAUCAAUGUCCUUCAGAGAUCGCAACACUGUCUCUCAAUGUUUGUCUUACAUGGGUAGACCUACCCUUCAGAAACUGACUUUCAGCUCCAAGCACUUUUUAUUUCACAACAACCAGAAAAGGUGAGGCACCAGGAUGUUUUGGCCAAGCUGGGCUGUGCGAUCUGCCAUUUGGACGAAUUGGCACUGUUACUCUUGGGCUACCAAACAAUGAGCUAUAAGGAUACCAGCCUCUGACCAGGAGGUGCCAUUGGACCCCAUGUAACACCAGCCCUCAACAAACUAACAGCCAGAGCUGUAUGCACAAAAUAGAAUUCUUGUUGAAUUGCUGAGGUUACCAAAAGAAAAAGCCACUAGAUCAUGAACAGCUUUUUAUUUCCAAUGCAAUACAAAUACGUCUACACUGAAGAGUGAGCCCCAGGACUGACAGCGUAUUGUCAGGCUUCUCAGAGUUCUCAAUGAUCUUUCAAGUACAACUUUCUGUUGAUCGCUGCAGGAACAACAUGACUAAAACCAGAGGGAAUUGAAUUUACCCACUUGCUAUGGCUUGUUAUUUUGGACCAAUAUUUUUGUUUUGUUUUGUUUUAUUUUUAUAAAAGAGAUUAAAUGUUGAAGAUGGACUUCUCUAAUCUUUUGAAAAUAUUGAAAAAUAUUUUUUAAAAAGUGUUUUUCCCCAUCUGUUUUGACAUAAACGAAGACUCAACAUCCCCAGUCAAAAAAUGCUUUUGUGACUGGUUGCAUUUCCUGAACAUCAAGUGUCCACGGGCUGCAGAAAACAUAAAUUGACAGUGGUGCAUCUUGUUAGCUUCUGAACUACCAAAGAUCAAAGAAAGAAUGGAAACCAUGAAAGAUAAUGGGACUUUUCAGAGGUUUACCUGACCGAUCUUUCAAGUGAAGAAACACCAGCCUUCAUAUAGCACAGUGUCUGAUGCCUCGUUCUUGUGCAACGUGCAGAAUCAAAAAUGUUGGACUUUCUCUGGGUGUUCUCUUAGUAUUGUUCAAGUUGGAAAAUUGUACUUCAUUUCUGUUCUUUUUUCCUGCUGACUGCCCCCAGGCGAUUCACGAUAAAUCGAAAACUCACCAAAGGCAGAGGAACAGUGUUCGCUCCAUACAUUAUAGUUAAGCCUUUUUUUGACUGCGGGUCAGAUAAAUGGCGCACAGAGGUCCAGUUCCCCUUUUCAGCAUUAAAAUUAAGUCACAUACGCUGUUUCAGUAUAUGAGCAUGUUGUUUGUCUGCAAAAUAUAUGCCCAUUACUCUCAAAGUGUUUUUAUAAGGGUUCAGAUCCAAAUACAGUAAGAAUGCCUAACAGAUAAGUAUCAAUCCCCUUAUUCUCUGCAACAAAAAGAAGUAUCCUGGAAAUUGGAUAGGAAAUCAAGCCAAUCUCUCAUGUCCUUAGCUCAGGCUAAGAGGAUGACAUUCUAAACACAACUUUUCUUUGUAAUGAUUUUGAGACAGCCUCAUCCACACGGGCUCAUAUCUCAGGCUUCUACCAAUACCCUCCUUUUCCACAUGUUGGCAAAAGCAGGGUUCUGUGCCCACACCGGUGCUAUACACAUUGGUGCUCUGAUGCUUGUACUGUAACAUCACUGAAACAGCUUUUUAACAGGCCUGCUUCACAAGAAGUAUUACAUCGUACGUAAGUUGAUGAUAGCUUUCUGUUUUCCCCAGUCUGUGGGGAUACAAGCAUGCUAUCUUCAUUUUACAUUUAAUGUGUAAAUUACAUUUUUUAUCAUACUCUGCCUCACGAGACAAAACACAGGUUUGUACUUAAUCUGGGUUUGUGUGGGAUCAAAAACUGCUUAACUUUUGGUGUAGAAUCAGAUGCUGUUAAAAACAGUAUACAGAUCUUAGAUGAAUAACCUUUGUAACCUUUCCUUUGAAAUAUGUUGAGCAGUCACUGUUGCAGGAUGUGAUGUACUUACUGUGAGACAUUUGUUUUAAACAUUCACUCAAAGAAGUCUUUAAAAGUUGAUUUAAAGUAAAAAGAACAGGAACCCUGUAAUUUCUGCAGAAGUAUGCACAACAUGAGGAGUCAAAACAAAUACUAAAAUAAUAGCACACCUCAAGGAAUCGCAGCUUCUUUUCUGUCAACUUAGUUGAUAAAAAUUCAAAAAUUGAUCCAUUUUUUUCAGGUUCUUGUUUUUGACAUGAAGUCCUCUGCUUUCCUAAUUUCUUUUUUUUUCCCUCAAUGUUAAAUCAGUAGAAGGUGUCCUGAUUUAAGCUGUUGAUAAAAUACUCAUCGCUGAAAGACUAGAAAAUCUCUUACCACAAAACACACAAGAAUUAAUAGAACAUCCCAGUACAUACUGUAUGUGUGCAUCAAGGUUUUGUUGUGUAAAAUGGCACUUUCAAUAAAUAAAUCCAUUUAAUCAGAACAUCACAUGUGAAUAAUGGCAUGAAAUGUCAUCCUUCUUUUAAAAGGCCAAGAUAAUUUCUUAUUGAACAAGUUAAUUUCUUCUGAAAAAAGAAUUGUUUCACAGAAAAGAAAACAGGGUCUCAGUUCAUCACAUUGUCCUGUCUGAUAUUCUAUGGAAUCACAAAAUUUAUUUACUGUUGUAAGGCAGUUCUUUAGUGGUUAACGUGCACAAUAAGGGUUCCAAUCGUUUAUUACUAUUAACAGUGUGAAGAAGCCAUAAUGUUUACACUGAAGUAGCAGUUGCUAAUUUAACACUUCUCAGUACAUCUUGCAUGAGCCUUUCACCACCUUCAAUUUGAUCUGUUUUUUAAAAUGAUUUUAUUUUUUUACGAACUGGUUUGAAAAAGCACACCUUCUAUUUUUGUUUUUGGUGAGAUUAAUAAAAAUUGAACUGUUACAGCUAGACAGUGCCAUUAGUAUCGCCGAGGGCUUAGUUGCUUUUUAUGUUGAUCAAACAGUAAUAUCCUCUUAUUUCUUUCAUAUAAUAAUGUCAUUACCUCUAAUAUCCCAAAGUCUAUUUUUGAAGUCUGUUGAAGCUAAGUGGAUUUGAAAUGAGGUGGCAUUCUAUCAAGUACAGUAAUGCCCUCUGCCGUAGGAUUGAAUAUUUUGCUGAGGUUAGAACUGUCUUCUCCUCAGAUUCCUUUGAGAAUAGCACAACUGUGGGUGUUUGUUUCUUGUCUCAUGUGCUUGUUUCUUUAAAGUGUGGAAUGAAGACAGCAAUAGUGUAGAGCGCCAAGGAAAGGAAAAUGAGAGAGAUUAAUAAUGCUGCAGGACAAACAGUGUGAACAGCAGAAAGUAAGCAACCUUAUUGGUACAUGCUGAAAACAUUUUCUUAGCACAGCCGAGAUGACAACCUAAAUCUUUUUAUGACUUUUCAUCAAAUGGUCAUUUUUAGAGACAGUCGUCGUAUCUUUGUCCUUGCAUGCACGUUACACCACUUUGUUGAAAAUGGGCCUUAAAUAGCAAAACCAUACAUUCUUAUAUCUUUUCGUGUAUAUUCUUUUUUUAUCAUGGCAGAGCACUUUGAACAAAGGAGACCAAGCCUUAUACCUGAUGAUGAAGUCGUAAUGAAUUUUGUCCAUGAAUUCUCAGCUAUUCAAAUGUAUUUGUAGGAGUUUUUGGAAUGUAAUCUCUUCCUACAUUUUUUUUAAUCGCUAUUGAUGAAAAAUUACUAUAUCGGGCAACCUCAUCUUUAUGUGGUUUAGAGUACGCUGGUCUUAACGGAAUCUGUCCUUUCUGACUUAGUGGUAAGCUCUGAAACAAAACCCAAUGUAACGUGUUGUAAGUUCAAACUUAACAUCACACCAUUGCUGUCUUUAACAAAUACAAGAUUUUAUAGUUGCAAGGAAGGAUAACUUAAAAUCUCUCAAGAUUUAUAAAAGGGGGACAGUGUAUUUUAAAAGGCAUUGACCAUUGUUUUAAUGAUGUUCAAAGUUAUUUUUUAAGUCAGUAUUAGAUUUUAGUUUGGACAUAGUAACAACCCUUCCAGGUGCUACAAGAUGACCAGUUACUGCUUCGUUACCUAGGUGUAGAAUUUUACUUAUAUUGUCGUCAAUAGUUUUAAUAACAGUUGUGUAAAAUGAAGGACAUUAGUCUAAAAUACAACUAUAUAGGUCAUUCCCUCCAUCUGACAAUAGAGCAUGUAACAUGAUUUUAUUGGAUUCUGUUCAACCAUAAUCAGACAUUAAAAGGUGUAUGUUGUAGAAAACAAAUGUGGAAUUAUAAAGAAAAAUUCCACUGUUAAUUUAUUCUUUUUCUAUUAAGAAUUUGUAUAGUAACUUUACAUUUUUCAAAACCGUGUUGUUGGCAACUGAUAAUGAAUUUUCAAGAUGAGAAAAUUGGUGGUUCUUGAGAUUAUGAAAAAUAAAUUAUUGCUGAAUGUUCUCAAAA